AUGUGUUCAAUGCUUAACAAAUUAGAAUAUUUAAAUUUAGGUUAUAAUCAUAUUUUGACAUUGCCAUUUAAUUUUGGUCUACUACAAAAUAUGAAAACACUUGUUUUACAUAAGAACUUUUUAACACGAUUACCUGAGACAUUCGGGCAACUGAAAUCCCUAACAAUUUUAGACUUAGCUGGUAAUAACUUACAACUUUUACCAUCCAACGCAAGUCACUUUAUAAAAUGGGGGUUAUUUUAUGAGACUACACUUCAUGAUGAAAUUCGCUUUUAUUACUAUUCAACAACUGCUGUAGAAUUACAAAAAUUUACGCAGUUGAAAUUAAAAGAAUUCUACGCUGAAGCUAAUCCAUUCACACGAAACGAUUUAUUUACUUCAACUAAUCCUUGGUUAGAAGGUAUUAUAGGAUCAAAACAAUGGCAAACAGCUGGAUUUUGUGCUCUAUGUAAAAAUCCAUAUGCAACUUGGUGGUUAGAAAGUGUCCGAUUUGCCAAUCGUAAAGAAUUAGUAGGUUUUGAUGUAAUCAGUUCAUUCAUAUCUAUUAUCUAA
Messenger RNA from Schistosoma spindalis, 552 nucleotides. The record is from the annotation of a GenBank genome assembly. NCBI's taxonomy places the organism in Eukaryota, Metazoa, Platyhelminthes, Trematoda, Strigeidida, Schistosomatidae.